GCCUACAUUUUUACACUUGUAUAAUGGCUGGUUGUCAGAUAAUAAAAAAGCUGUUGUUAUUCGAUACUUCUGAUACCCAGUCUGGACAAUCUAUAACCUGAUUAUACCCAAGAAGGGGAAGCCUAUUUUAAGUUGUCAGCUAGCAGUGAGGAGAAAAGGUUUCCCUACUGUUGUUACUGUUAAUCAGUGAGAGAGAAAGACUUCGCCACUACACACCAUACCGGGGCCCUAUAUUCAUCAAUCAUUAUACCGGUUUAAAAAUGGUUACAAGAUUGAAACUGAAUUGGGUUUCGCAAAACCUCAUUUCAUCAACAAUAAAGGAUUUUCAUAGGAAACAACUAAAGUUUAUAUCAUUAGAAGAAGUUUCAAAACAUGAUACCAUAUCGGACUGCUGGAUAAUAUUAUUUGAUAAAGUGUAUGAUAUAACCGACUUCAUUUGGAGACAUCCUGGAGGUGAGACAAUCCUUCUGGAACAAGCAGGCCAGGAUGCUACUCGGGCUUUCCAUGAGGCCGGUCAUUCGCAAAUGUUGGCCACAAAUCUCCAGGCGAAUCUUAUUGGCGUUCUACCACCACACCAAAGACUUCUCUAGCAACAAAAUUAACAUGAUCAGUGACCAUGAUAAAGUGAGAUUCACUCGUAACUGUCAACAUGCUCGAUAAAUAACAUUAAUGCUCCCCAUGCUGACAGUCUGAAGUAAAUCUUACAUUAUGGGUUCGAGCCUUCUUCAGGUUUUUUGACUCAAGUCGGCGAUAUAAUGUCGCUACUGAAGAUUUUCGACUUGUUUAGAAUAUUUGCCAAGUAGUGUUCAUGAAUACAAUAUCCUAAUCCUGAUCAAAUAAACCGUGAUAAA
Nilaparvata lugens (brown planthopper) is the source of this 851-nucleotide messenger RNA. Its product is annotated as cytochrome b5. Gene Ontology annotation, molecular function: heme binding. Bases 261 to 590 code for a protein of 109 amino acids. The record is from RefSeq and is a predicted model, not a curated record. Gene Ontology annotation, cellular component: membrane; intracellular membrane-bounded organelle. The transcript has 3 exons. NCBI's taxonomy places the organism in Eukaryota, Metazoa, Arthropoda, Insecta, Hemiptera, Delphacidae.